Molecule: messenger RNA, 520 nt
Organism: Octodon degus (degu)
Lineage: Eukaryota; Metazoa; Chordata; Mammalia; Rodentia; Octodontidae
Gene: Leap2
Product: liver enriched antimicrobial peptide 2
Exons: 3
Coding region: 12-284 (90 amino acids)
Biological process (GO): defense response to bacterium; antimicrobial humoral immune response mediated by antimicrobial peptide
Source: RefSeq, a predicted model, not a curated record
AAGCAGGAGCUAUGCUUGGCUUCCAGGCUCCAACAUCGUCCUCUGCCAAGAUGUGGCACCUCAGACUCUCUGCAGUGCUCAUGAUCUGCCUGCUUCUGCUGGGCCAGAUAGAUGGCUCCCCAGUACCAGAACUGAGCUCAGCAAAGAAAAGGCCACGAAGAAUGACCCCAUUUUGGAGAGGAGUGUCCCUCAGGCCCAUCGGAGCCUCCUGCCGGGAUGAUUCUGAGUGUAUCACAAGGCUAUGCAGAAAAAGACGCUGUUCCUUGAGUGUGGCCCAGGAAUGAUGCGCCUACCAGAGAAAGAGCACACAGUGGUCACCGCCAGCAAUGCUCCAUUCCGUGGAAUACUGAGUAACUACAUUUUGGCUGGAGAUACACAAGUGAAGCACUCGUGUUUUAGUAUUUAAAGACAGAUGCAUGCUUUAUACUGGCCUCCCAUUUUUUUUUUUCUUAGAAUGUUAAUAUAUAAGCAUAACUAAAUUUAUCUUUUAGAGUUUAUUUUUCUAUGAAUACCAUUAAAU